UUACAUCAAUUAAACUAUAACUCCAUAGCGCCUUUUUCAGGGUUUGGAUCUUCCUCAAGCUCUUCAGAAGGAAAAAACAAAGAAUUUUUAUACCCAAAAAAAAGGUUUGCAACUUAUUGUUUUGGUGCUUUAUUUUUGCUAGAAGUUCCACUCAAUCUCUGAAGAGUAUGUAUUAAUGUCAACCAUUAACUCCGUGGUUAUCCUGUCAGCCUCACUCACAGACAGCCGCACUUACAGCUUCACCCUCUCAUCUCUCUCUCUCUCUCACAGUUUCUACAAAUCUGCAUCUUAGGUUAACAAUGACUGUAAUUGAUAUAAAUCUGUACUACGGUGGAGAGCUUUGCAAUGAUGAUGAGAAUGAGGGAUUGCCAUUUAAAGGGCGGGGUAUCAAGUGCUAUUAUAUUCAGAUACAUCGUAGGUUGAAGACUUUGAAUGAUUUGAAGAGGAUAAUUAUGGAAGAACUGCGUGUGAACCCUGUUUUGCAUGACAUUAAAAUUACUUUUCGUUCUCCACAUGAAAUCCUCCAUCAGCACAUUAAUUAUAGGUAUAUGGUGAUAGAAAAAGACAAACAUGUGAAGAUCAUGUUUGAUAGGAUGGAGAAAAUGGCCCAAAUAAAUGCUAUUGAGUUGUACGUAAGUGCAGAGCCACGUGCAGAAGUUGGCGGUGAGGAAAUGCAACAAACAACUACAAAUCUACAGUUUAUACUCCCAGAUGAUCGAAGCACCACAUUGGGAGGCUAUACACCCCCAUGUGAAGAGACACCAACACCGAUUGAGAAGGAAGGCAGCCAUAGAUAUCAAGAUAAAUUUUGUAAACCUCGAGAUGAAUCUUUUACACAUCUAGAGGAGGAAGAUGAAGAAGAUGUUAAUCAAAGUGCCAAUAAUGGUGAAGAUCUUGAUGGUAGAGAUGAGUAUGAAGAGACGAUUGAGCGAGAUGACUUUGACGAAGAUGUUGAUGACCAUGAAAUUGCUGUCAAUCUUAAUGCCGAUGAUAUAUUUGAUUGUGAUGAAAAUGAUGCUAACGAUGAUAUUGGUGUCCAGCAUGUUACAAACACUAUCCCUACUUACACACCUCCUGCCCCAUCAUUCUAUGCAAAUACUUGGAAAAAUAUGGUUGAUCCUUCAAAUGUUGAGAUACCAUUUGCUUCUACUUGGCAAGAGGGGAUGAAUUUUGGUAAAGGGUUGAUUUUUGCCAACAAAGAGGCGGUGAAACGCGCAUUAACAAUUUACUCUGCUAAGGAAAACAAACAAUUUUUAAUCAGUAGGUCCACCAAGGUGAAACUGUGUGCGAAAUGCGUGGAUAAGUCAUGCAAAUGGUACGUUGGGGCAUUCAUGAAGCCUAAACUUCAUGGACUAUGGGUGGUCACAGUUUAUGUGGGUCCUCACACUUGUAUAUCCCUUGGGUUGCCAAAAGAUGGUAGAAUGAUUGAUUCUAAUUUUGUUGCAUCAGAACUUCUUCCGAUUUUACUCAAGAAACACACUACCACAGUUCAUGAUCUCAGAACUAACAUGAGCAUGAAGUUUGGCCAUGAGCUUUCUUACUCUAAGGUAUGGGAUGCAAAACAAAAGACUAUUGCAAAGAUAUUUGGGGAUUGGGAAAAGUCUUACCAAAAAUUGCAAAAGUUGUUAUUGGCAUACAUUGAUCAGGACCCGGGUACCCGAUUUUUCUAUCAUACUACACCUGGGAGCGUGGCAGGUACUAGUUUAUUGCACUAUGUAUUUUGGGCUUUCGCUCCUUGCAUUGAUGGAUUCAAAUAUUGCAAGCCUGUGAUCAGUAUUGAUGGGACCCAUUUAUAUGGUAAAUAUCAAGGAAAGUUGUUGAUUGCAAUGGCAACUGAUGCUAAUAACAAGGUAUUUCCUCUUGCCUUUGCCGUUGUGGAUAUUGAGUCAGGAUCCAGUUGGGGGUGGUUUUUAGAAUGCCUUAGGGAGACGAUAGGGGAUGUGAUACCUGAUGAGGGCAUUUGCAUUAUUUCUGACCAACAUGAGGGUAUCAAAAACGCCAUUGCAGCCUGGCCCAAGGAUGAAAAUGGAAAAUUAAGAGUAUUUCACCGAUAUUGCCUUAGACAUGUCACUAGUAACUUUAACACACAUUUUCAGGACCCAAUUCUAAAGUCAUUGGCCUUGAAAGCGGGAUAUGCUAUUCAGGAAACAAAAUUCAAUAACAUAAUGGACUCAAUUAAGAAUGCUGAGAUUGAAGCCAUUAAGAAGGAGUUGACCAUUGGCGUUAAUGGAGGCGAUCCCAAACCCUAUAAGCCACACACAUAUCUAAUGAGUGAGCCUGUGGACAUGUGGACCCAGUUACAUGAUGGUGGAAAACGUUAUGGGGCAAUGACAACCAAUAUAUCUGAGUGCUUCAAUGGGGUUCUAGAAGGUGCACGUGGCUUGCCCAUAGCAGCAAUGGUUGAGUUCACUUGGUCUAAACUUGUCGCAUAUUUCCAUGAUCGGCACAAAGAUAUUACUCAUGAUCUCUUGGAGGGUAAGAGGUGGAGUAAAUAUGCCAUGUCCAUUUAUGACACAAAUAAGCUCAAAGCUGCACAACAUCAUGUGAGGGAAUUUAACAAUAAGGAUGAUAUAUAUCAAGUAUUUAUAUCAUACAGUGACCAUAGCACUGGAGGGGGACACAAUUAUGAAAUUCGGUUAAUGGAUAGAACAUGUGGGUGUGGGGAAUGGCAAAACAUUAAGAUCCCUUGUUCACAUGUAAUUAAAGUUUGUGAGUUGCUACACAUUGAUCCGACUAAAUAUAUUGACCCAUGCUAUAGUUUGGCGAAUGCCAUUAAAAGCUAUUCCCAUGGAUUUACGGUGCCUAAGUCAGAGUCAUUGUGGAGGGAUGCUGACGGCUUAAUGUGGGUGCCUAACCCAAGAUUGUUGCGGGACAAAGGUCGACCAGUAAAAUCAAGAAUAAGGAAUGAGAUGGAUGGGGUCAAGCGAAAAUUGGGAAGCCGGAGGGAGGAGUCAGAUUUGAGGGAGAAUCAACCUAAGCAGAGAUGUGGAUUGUGUCAUGAAGAAGGGCAUAACCGUAGAAAAUGUCCAGAUUCCUGUGGUGCUUCGACAAGCAGUCAUGUUCCAAACUAGGCAUGCGGUGAUGUUCUAUGACUGGCGUUUUAGUUGUACAUUGUAUUACUGUUGACUACAUUACUUAUUAAUGUUGACUACGUUGUAUUAGAACAAUAUAUAUAUUUUUUUUUUAUUUUAUAUAUUUUUUUAAUGUUGAAUGUACUUGUAAUUUCACUCCUCUCUCCAAUGUUCUUAUUUCAAAUUUGUGAUAGGAGUAGUAAGAUUUAUGAUGAGAAUUAAAAUUAUGCAUUGUUGGAUUAGAUGGAUCUUCCUCAACUUCUUCAGAAGACAAAUAUAAGAAUUUUUAUACCCAAAAAAAGAUUGCAAAAUUGAAUGGAUAGCCUCCUUAUUGUACAGAAACAACCAUCUGUUCAAUUCAAAAUGAAGGAAGAAGAAGUGAACCAAUGCCAGAUUAAAGACUGAUGGCGGCAUCUUUGAAGAUGGAAGGUGAGGGCUUGGUGGCCUCGACAAUGAUGGUCGACAUUGGUUGCUGGAAUUUGUCACAAUUUUUAGCAAAAAAUGGGGCUCCCCUAAGAAAGAAGAUAAGGAUUUGGCAGUUUCCUACCUGACAAGUUUGAUCACGUUGGUGUUUCUAUAGUAGAACAUUGUCAAGUUGUGGAGGCAAAGCAGAGCACAUAGUAAGGGCUCAAGAGAAAUAAAAUUCAGCCUCCUCGUCCUAUUAUGCUUCUCCUUCGGCGGUUAUAAAGUCGUGUAAAAUGUUCACCAGUGUGAUUAUGUUUAUAUUCCCUAUUUAGUUAUAUGUUUAUUUGGUUUAAAUGUGUUCAUUUUUUUUCUUUUCAAAUUUGGUUAUUGUACACCUUUCAAACUGGGUAGAAGAGUAUCCUUCUUUUCAGCAAUCAGCGGUUAAUAUUUUUUUUAUUCUCAAAGAGCUUGAAGUUACUGUGUCAAGGCCUUCACUUAGGUAUCAUUUUGGUGGGCAGCAAGUGUUUGAUGAAAGUUGUGGGUAUUGGCACUUGCAGCAACUGGUUUGUAAAGUUGCAAGUGUGACUUAAGUAUUGAGAUAAAAGCUUCAUGGUCUUCUUUAUUGGAUCUUUGGGAGUCUCAAUCCAUUAUUAACAUGCUCUUGCAAGCUUUGUUCUUAA
This is a messenger RNA of Quercus robur (English oak), 4156 nucleotides long. RefSeq lists its product as uncharacterized. The transcript is spliced from 8 exons. Gene Ontology annotation, molecular function: zinc ion binding. The record is from RefSeq and is a predicted model, not a curated record. NCBI's taxonomy places the organism in Eukaryota, Viridiplantae, Streptophyta, Magnoliopsida, Fagales, Fagaceae. Bases 300 to 3071 code for a protein of 923 amino acids.